This is a messenger RNA of Sphaeramia orbicularis (orbiculate cardinalfish), 1119 nucleotides long. Its product is annotated as 5-hydroxytryptamine receptor 1E-like. Gene Ontology annotation, molecular function: G protein-coupled receptor activity. Bases 1 to 1119 code for a protein of 372 amino acids. Gene Ontology annotation, cellular component: plasma membrane. The record is from RefSeq and is a predicted model, not a curated record. Gene Ontology annotation, biological process: positive regulation of MAPK cascade; adenylate cyclase-activating adrenergic receptor signaling pathway. The transcript has a single exon. NCBI's taxonomy places the organism in Eukaryota, Metazoa, Chordata, Actinopteri, Kurtiformes, Apogonidae.
AUGGAUCGUUACCCAGGCGACAGUACCACAGGACCCAACAUCACCACCAACUGCACCGGUCCCCGUCCCAGUACCCUGCAGAUGGCGCCCUUCACCGACGUGACGGCUGUGGUGGCGGUGGUCCUGGGCCUCCUCACCCUCCUCACCGCGCUCAUCAAUAGCGGCGUCAUAGUCGCCAUCUGCACCACCAAGAAGCUACACCUACCUGCCAACUACCUCAUCUGUUCUCUGGCGGUCACCGACUUCCUGGUGGCGGUGCUGGUGAUGCCCAUCAGCAUCCUCUACAUCACCAUGGAGACGUGGGCGCUGGGUCAGGUGGUGUGUGAGGUGUGGCUGAGCGUAGACAUGACCUGCUGCACCUGCUCCAUCCUGCACCUCUGCGUCAUCGCUUUGGACCGCUACUGGGCCAUCACGAAGGCCAUCGAGUACGCACGCAAGAGGUCGGGCCGCCGUGCCGCCGCCAUGGUGGGGGUAGUGUGGGUCAUCUCCGUUUUCAUAUCGAUCCCACCGUUAUUCUGGAGGCGGAGGUCCGGAAGACGGAGCCUGCAGCAGUGCAUCAUCGAACACGACCACCUGGGCUACACCAUCUACUCCACUCUGGGGGCCUUUUACGUCCCCAUGGUCGUCAUUCUUAUCCUCUACUAUAAGAUCUACAGCGCCGCCAAGACCCUGUACCAGAAACGGGGUUCGUCUCGACACCUGAGCAGUCGCAGCCUGGGCAGUCAGACCUCCGUAGACCACUGCCGAGUCUCCCACACAUUCUGCGUGUCCGAUUUGUCCAACUCCGAUCCCACGCUCGGCGCCAGCGUCUGCAUCCCGACCUUUGAUGCAGACGUGGACGGGCAGGAUGCGAAAAAACAGAUAUGCACUUCACGGGAGAGAAAAGCCGCCAGGAUCCUGGGUCUGAUCUUGGGGGCGUUCAUUAUUUGCUGGUUGCCGUUCUUUUUGAAGGAGCUCCUGGUGGGCCUUGGACUCCUGCAGGCUCCUCAGCUGCUGUCGGACCUCCUCACGUGGCUGGGUUACAUUAACUCCCUCAUCAACCCCCUGCUUUACACCAGUUUUAAUGACGACUUUAAGUUGGCUUUUAAAAAGCUACUGAAGAGAAAGGAGCACGCAUAG